Messenger RNA from Paramecium pentaurelia, 649 nucleotides. The record is from the annotation of a GenBank genome assembly. NCBI's taxonomy places the organism in Eukaryota, Ciliophora, Oligohymenophorea, Peniculida, Parameciidae.
UAAUGGGAAUUUCAAGAGAUAGUCGACAUAAGAGAAGACUUACAGGAGGUCGUAUGCCAAUUCACAAAAAGAAGAGAGCAUUUGAGAAGGGAAGACAAGCUGCAAUGACAAAAUUGAUAUCUGGAGAAAAAAGAGUAAGAAGAAUUAGAGUUAGAGGAGGAAAUUUCAAAUUUAGAGCUCUUCGUUUAUCUGAAGGCAAUUUCUCUUGGGCAAGUUAAGGUGUUGCCAAAAAAGCAAAAAUUGUUGAGGUUGUUUAUCAUCCUUCCAAUAAUGAAUUAGUGAGAACAAAAACUUUAACAAGAGGAGUUAUUGUUUAAGUUGAUGCUACACCAUUCAAAUUAUGGUAUGCCAAAAAAUAUAAUGUUGAAUUGGGACCAAAAAAGAAAGAUAAAAAAGUAAUUAUUAUAUUAAGACAUUAGGAUGCACCAGCUGAAUAAACUAAGAAAUCAAAUUCUCUUUAAAAAAAACUUGCAUAAAGAGUAAAAGAAAAUGUGAUUGAUUAAUUGGUUUAAGAGUAAUUCUCUAAUCAAAGAUUGUUGGUUAGAAUAACUUCAAGACCUGGUUAAUCAGGAAGAGCUGAUGGUUAUAUUCUAGAAGGAAAAGAAUUAGAAUUCUAUAUUAAAAAGAUUGAAUAAAAGAAAAAAUGAUA